UAUGCAUAUAAUUGAAUAUUAAUUUAAAUAAAUAAAAUCUAUUGAUUAGUUUCUUUUAUUUUAGAUGAUUUAAUGAGAUUAACUUCAGUUUUAUUUAAAGUAGUUAUGCAUCGAGUGCUUAAUGUUGCAGAAAAGAAUGAUGCAGCUAAAUCUUUAGCUCGUCUUCUUUCAAAAAAUUCAGCAUCUAUGCGUGAGGGAUUUUCAAGAUUUAAUAAAAUUUAUGAAUUUAAUUAUCAACUUUUGAAUCAACCAGUACAAAUGUUUUUUACAUCUGUUUAG
Messenger RNA from Rotaria sp. Silwood1, 279 nucleotides. The record is from the annotation of a GenBank genome assembly. NCBI's taxonomy places the organism in Eukaryota, Metazoa, Rotifera, Eurotatoria, Philodinida, Philodinidae.